Molecule: messenger RNA, 1046 nt
Organism: Linum tenue
Lineage: Eukaryota; Viridiplantae; Streptophyta; Magnoliopsida; Malpighiales; Linaceae
Source: the annotation of a GenBank genome assembly
GCCGCUCCUCCCUCUCACCUUCGCCAAAGACAGCGGCCCUCUCCUCUCUCUCGAUUCCUUCUUCCAGAAAACACACCAAAACCCUCAACUUCUCCUCUUACAAAAAAAAACGAAACCCUAAUCUUAUCCCUCCUCUAGCCAUCGCCGCCGUCACUCUCUCCUCACCCCUUUCUUCUCUCGCUUUUCCUGGUCCACUCUCUGCCUCUCUGAGGCGAGAAUAAAGAACGCAAAGCGAGACUCUUCUUCAUCCCAUAUCCGACGCCGGUCACCCAAAUUCAAAUGAAAACCCAAAAUCAACCAUGAGAUGAAAUCGACCUAGGUAAAUCUCGACAUGCAUGUUCCUUUUCUUUUGAUUUUUUGCUUUAGAUAGGAUUCCGACCUCUCGUCCUUUGUUUGAAUCGAUGGUCUUUGGGUUUGGAAUUUCGGUAUGGAGGAAGAAAUUGAAGGAAGGGUGAAGCCUAGGAGAUUACCCCGUCGACAACGACGGGUCAUAGGCGAUGGAGACGCUAGCAGAGGGUGAGGAUUUUUUGGUCGCCGAGAUAUCUGUCGGCAAAGUUCUGCCGGCGAGGUCAGGAUGGUUGCUCCGGACAAAAUGUGGUGUUUACAAUAGCCAAGCUUGGAUACUUGAUACAGGGGCUGCAGAUCACAUAGUAUGUUCUCUUAGCCACCUGCACAACUAUAGAAGACACACAUGAACUGUCAAAUGUGUUGUAGACCUGGACAUGUAGCUGAGGAGGAUGUCUGGUUCUGCUAAGCUAUUCCAUGACCUUUACCUCAAAGGCAACACCCCAUAGACAACAUAUUUAAACACAUCACAAUUGCUAGCACUCAAGAUUUCGACCUAUGGCAUUUCAAACUAGGACAUGUUUUUCAUUUCAAAGUCCCUCUUUUGAAACAAAUUUGUACAUCCAUAGAGACAUAUAGCUCUUUGCGCCAGGUGAUGUCUGUCAUUUUGCCAAAUGCAAAAGGUUAUCUUUUCUUACUAGUUCUACUAUUACUGCAAACCCCCUCCAAUUAAUACAUGUGGAUAUAUGACUUUACUAGAA